CCCUCCUAACCUGCACGGAGUAUCCAAGCCAUGGCUCGCACGAAGCAGACGGCGCGCAAGUCGACGGGCGGCAAGGCCCCGCGCAAGCAGCUGGCCACCAAGGCGGCCCGCAAGAGCGCGCCGGCCACCGGCGGCGUCAAGAAGCCGCACCGCUACCGGCCCGGCACGGUGGCCCUGCGCGAGAUCCGGCGCUACCAGAAGUCCACGGAGCUGCUGAUCCGCAAGCUGCCGUUCCAGCGCCUGGUGCGCGAGAUCGCGCAGGACUUCAAGACCGACCUGCGCUUCCAGAGCUCGGCCGUCAUGGCGCUGCAGGAGGCGUGCGAGGCCUACCUGGUGGGGCUCUUCGAGGACACCAACCUCUGCGCCAUCCACGCCAAGCGCGUCACCAUCAUGCCCAAGGACAUCCAGCUGGCGCGCCGCAUCCGCGGGGAGAGGGCCUGAGCCGUGAGCUCGCCCACUCCUUUUCAAAGGCUCUUUUCAGAGCCGCCACAUGCACGAUGAAAAGGCCUGUUUCCCUGUGAUCCGUGGUGCAGCAAUUUCCUCUGACAAGUCCCAGACCAAUGGAAACGCAACUCCGUAGAGUGACCAUCUUGAUUGGGUCAAACUGUGACGUGAUGUCACCCAAGGUAAUCUCCAAUCACCAGCGACCCUCCCCGUCUCC
This is a messenger RNA of Canis lupus familiaris (dog), 661 nucleotides long. Its product is annotated as histone H3.1. NCBI's taxonomy places the organism in Eukaryota, Metazoa, Chordata, Mammalia, Carnivora, Canidae. Bases 31 to 441 code for a protein of 136 amino acids. The transcript has 2 exons. Gene Ontology annotation, cellular component: nucleosome. Gene Ontology annotation, molecular function: structural constituent of chromatin; protein heterodimerization activity; DNA binding. The record is from RefSeq and is a predicted model, not a curated record.